Messenger RNA from Bubalus bubalis (water buffalo), 1290 nucleotides. RefSeq names its product crystallin zeta (gene CRYZ). The record is from RefSeq and is a predicted model, not a curated record. Gene Ontology annotation, molecular function: zinc ion binding; quinone reductase (NADPH) activity; mRNA 3'-UTR binding. Bases 157 to 1149 code for a protein of 330 amino acids. Gene Ontology annotation, cellular component: cytosol. NCBI's taxonomy places the organism in Eukaryota, Metazoa, Chordata, Mammalia, Artiodactyla, Bovidae. The transcript is spliced from 9 exons.
CUCCUUCCUGGGACCCGCCCCUGGGGCGGGGCGGGGCGGAGCCUGAAGCUGCUGUGGUCGGCCGGGGCCGGUCGGGCCCGCCUGCUUUUCCCGUGCAAUCUCGGGGGACGCUCGCAAAUUUUGAUUUUCCACUCUAGAACCGGUCUCUAGAUCACCAUGGCAACUGGACAGAAGUUGAUGAGAGCUAUUAGAGUUUUUGAAUUUGGUGGACCAGAAGUGCUGAAACUCCAGUCGGAUGUUGCUGUACCAAUUCCAAAAGACCAUCAGGUUCUCAUCAAAGUCCAAGCGUGUGGUGUGAACCCAGUGGACACAUACAUUCGCUCUGGCACUCACAAUAUAAAACCACUUCUACCUUAUACUCCUGGCUUUGAUGUGGCUGGGAUAAUAGAAGCUGUUGGAGAGAGUGUAUCUGCUUUCAAGAAAGGUGACAGAGUUUUCACUACCAGGACGAUCUCUGGGGGCUACGCUGAGUAUGCUCUGGCAGCCGAUCACACUGUUUACACACUGCCAGAAAAACUGGACUUUAAACAAGGAGCUGCCAUUGGCAUCCCAUACUUCACUGCUUAUCGAGCUCUGCUCCACAGUGCCUGUGUGAAACCUGGAGAAAGUGUUCUGGUUCAUGGAGCUAGUGGAGGAGUUGGAAUAGCAGCAUGCCAAAUUGCGAGAGCUUACGGCUUAAAGGUUUUGGGCACAGCUAGUACUGAGGAAGGACAAAAGAUUGUUUUGGAAAAUGGAGCCCACAAAGUGUUUAAUCACAAAGAAGCUAACUAUAUUGAUAAAAUUAAGAAAUCUGUUGGUGAAAAAGGAGUUGAUGUGAUUAUUGAAAUGUUAGCUAACGUAAAUCUUAGUAAUGAUUUGAAUCUUUUGUCACACGGAGGACGAGUAAUAGUUGUUGGCAGCAGAGGCACUAUUGAAAUAAACCCACGGGACAUCAUGACAAAGGAAUCUAGCAUAAAAGGAGUUACUCUCUUUUCAUCCACCAAGGAGGAAUUUCAGCAGUUUGCAGCAGCCCUUCAAGCUGGAAUGGAAAUUGGUUGGUUGAAACCAGUAAUCGGUCCCCAGUAUUUACUGGAGAAGGCUACCCAAGCUCAUGAAAAUAUCAUUCAUAGCAGUGGGGCUACUGGAAAAAUGAUUCUUCUCUUAAACUGAUCAGUCCUUCCAUUGAUUUCCUGUGUAAUUAGAGGUUUCAUAUUUCAGUUUUAUGUACACUGUGUUUGCUCUACGUAGCAUUCAUUUGAUUCAGUGAGUUCCUUAACAUUUAAAAAAAAGGUUUGUUUUUAGUGAUCAUAA